This is a messenger RNA of Populus euphratica (Euphrates poplar), 3162 nucleotides long. RefSeq names its product SNF2 domain-containing protein / helicase domain-containing protein (gene ASG3). Gene Ontology annotation, molecular function: DNA helicase activity; ATP binding. The record is from RefSeq and is a predicted model, not a curated record. NCBI's taxonomy places the organism in Eukaryota, Viridiplantae, Streptophyta, Magnoliopsida, Malpighiales, Salicaceae. The coding region runs from base 139 to 2781 and encodes 880 amino acids. The transcript is spliced from 17 exons. Gene Ontology annotation, biological process: DNA repair; chromatin remodeling.
ACCCCACGAACUGAUGCUUACUCACAAGGCUAGAACCGUCAUUACGUAACCUAACCGCCCUUUUUUUUUUAUUUCCCUCGCGUCCCCUUCAAGCCAGUCUUCGAUAAGCAACGGCUACCCUCGAAGAGACCGAGAGGGAUGAAUUAUGAGCAGAGGCUCGCGGCAGCCACAAUGAUCAUCGAAUCGAAAUCACACGGAGAAAGCGGUUAUGCAACUUCGCCUUUUGACGCCACAGAAAUCGGCGUCACGGCGACGCUAAAACCUCACCAACUUGAAGGCAUCUCGUGGCUUAUACAGAGAUAUCACCUCGGUGUUAAUGUUAUCCUCGGAGAUGAGAUGGGAUUAGGGAAGACCUUGCAAGCCAUCUCUUUCUUAAGUUAUUUGAAAGUUCAUCAGAAGUCACCUGGACCAUAUUUGGUGUUGUGCCCUUUAAGUGUGACAGAUGGAUGGGUGUCAGAGAUAGCCAAAUUCACCCCCAAACUGAAAGUCCUUAGGUAUGUCGGUGAGAAAGAACACCGGCGCACUUUGCGCAAGACAAUACAUGAACAUGUGAAAGAGAUUCCUUCAUCAUCCGAUGUAUCAUUGUUGCCUUUUGAUGUGCUACUGACAACAUAUGACAUUGCAUUACUGGAUCAAGAUUUUUUGUCACAGAUUCCAUGGCACUACGCUAUAGUUGAUGAAGCUCAGAGACUUAAAAAUCCAAAGAGCGUUCUUUAUAAUGUUCUCAUAGACCAGUUCCUCAUGCCAAGACGGUUGUUGAUGACUGGCACACCCAUCCAGAAUAAUCUCACUGAACUCUGGGCUCUGAUGCAUUUUUGUAUGCCUUUGGUGUUUGGAACCCUGGAUCAGUUCCUUUCCACGUUCAGGGAAGCUGCUGAUGCUUCAUCAGAUCAUGAUGCAACAAAGGUCAAGCGGCAAUUCAAGACUUUAAAAAGUAUAUUGAAAUCCUUCAUGCUUCGCAGAACAAAAUCUAGGCUUAUAGAGUGUGGAAACCUAGUGCUGCCAUCAUUGACUGAGAUUACUGUGAUGGCUCCACUGGUCAGCCUGCAAAAGAAAGUUUAUACCUCAAUUUUGAGGAAGGAGCUUCCAAAACUUCUUGCACUGUCUUCUUCAGCUUCCAAUCAUCAAUCUCUGCAGAAUAUGGUAAUACAACUAAGAAAAGCAUGCAGCCACCCUUACCUCUUUCAUGGUAUUGAGCCUGAGCCAUAUGAAGAGGGUGAACACCUAGUUAAGGCCAGUGGGAAACUUAUAAUUUUGGAUCAACUACUUGAGAAGCUACAUGAUUCUGGACAUCGUGUGCUUCUCUUUGCUCAAAUGACACACACACUUGACAUUUUACAGGAUUUUCUAGAGCUUCGAAAGUAUUCAUAUGAGCGUCUUGAUGGUUCAGUUCGAGCUGAGGAGCGUUUUGCUGCAAUAAGAAGUUUUAGUGGACAGUCAGGGAGCUCUGGUUCUGAAUCUGAUCAAAAUAGCUCUUUUGUUUUUAUGAUAUCUACAAGAGCUGGAGGAGUUGGCUUGAAUCUCGUGGCUGCAGAUACGGUUAUAUUCUAUGAGCAAGAUUGGAAUCCUCAGGUUGACAAACAGGCUUUGCAGCGAGCACACAGGAUUGGUCAAACGAACCAUGUCCUGUCAAUAAACUUAGUUACAAGGCAUACUGUGGAGGAGGUUAUUAUGCAAAGAGCAAAGAGGAAAUUGCAGCUUAGCCAUGAUGUUGUAGGAGAUGAUGUCAUGGAAGAGGACAGAAAAGAAACAGGAGGAAUUGAAAAUGGUGAUUUGCGAUCUGUCAUAUUUGGGUUGCAUAGGUUUGAUCCUUUGGAGGUCAACAAUGAAAAAUCAAAUGAAUUAAAUGCCUCAGAAUUGAAAGCUUUGGCACAGAAAGUAAUUGCUCUGCGAUGUGACCAGAUAUUGGACAAAGAUGAUAGAAAGUUUGAGGUCAAUCCUAUUGGUCAAGAAAAAGGACUUGAUUUUGUUAGUGGAGGAGAAUCUGCUCUUGCAAGCUAUGAUCCUGGUCUUGAUGAGGCAUCAUAUCUAUCAUGGGUUGAAAAAUUCAAGGAAACAUCACAAUCAAAUGAAAAUCUGGUUUUGGAUUUGGGAAAUAGAAGGAACUUGCCUGAUAAUAAGUAUCUUAAUCUUGAGGCUGCAAAGAAAAAGGCAGAGGAGAAAAGGUUGUCAAAGUGGGAGGCCCUUGGAUACCAUUCAUUAUCUGUUGGGGAUCCCAUCUACCCUGUAGAUGGGGAUGCAUUGUCAGACUCAGGUUUUGUUGAUUUUGUUGUUGGGGAUUGUACACAUCCAGAUAAGCUCUGCUUGUCCGAGCCCAGUGUCAUAUUCAGUUGUGUAGAUGAGUCUGGACAGUGGGGCCAUGGAGGAAUGUUCGAUGCACUGGCCAAACUGUCUUCAAGUAUCCCUGCUGCAUAUCAACGAGCCUCUGAAUUUAGGGACCUUCAUCUUGGUGAUGUCCAUCUUGUAAAAAUUAUUGAGGAUACUGAUGGGCAGAACAUGGAAGGUGAUACUCCACGGUGGGUUGCUUUGGCUGUUGUACAAUCUUAUAAUCCCAGGCGCAAAGUGCCUCGUAGUGAGAUCUCUAUUCCUGACUUGGAGGCUUGCCUGUCCAAGGUGUCUUUUGCUGCAGCUCAAAAUUCAGCCUCAAUCCACAUGCCUCGUAUUGGUUAUCAAGAUGGAACAGAUCGCUCACAGUGGUAUACUGUUGAACGUCUUCUACGAAAAUAUGCUUCUGUUUUUGGAAUAAAGAUCUACGUGUAUUAUUAUCGACGAUCAUCUUGAGGCUUGUGCUCUGUCCUCUGAUACCAUGGCCGCUCAGUUGUAGCUCAAAGAACAGAGUAGAAAUCGUUAUGUUUUUGUAUGAUUUAGCCUUUUCAGUAAACAGUAAACUUUUUUACAGCUGGGUCAUCUGGUGGAAGCGAAUGAAUUAUGGGUUUACUUAUGUGUGAACCAAAUAGAAGCGAAACUCAGCUAAUGUUUUUGACAGACUGUUCAGUUCCGUUUCCACCCAGUUAGCAGUCAUUGAACCCAGGUUAGCCUAGACCUCCAUCUUAGUUUUGUAGAAAAUUUGAUUUUUUUUGUGCGAUUUUGAGUUUAUUUGUCUUACUUUUGACCUGAAGUCGUUUGUUGUGAAUAAUAGAUUUAGUAUCAUUUAACUGGUUA